GUAGUUGUUUACUGCAGCGGUCCUGCGAGACGUGUGGUACAGCAUGGUGCUUUGCCCGUACAAAUACAUUGUUUAGUUGACACAGAAUCCACACAAACAAUAUUUUCCGGUUUAAAGUACGGAAAGACACCAUUUCACGAGAAAAGGCUGCUGUCAUUUGAGUCCUCGAUGGGUUUACUGAAUGCACUAAGAGCUGUCAGAUGCUACCUGAGUCCUCUUUCAACAUCAAAAUCAUGGCUUUCCACCAAAGCCUCCUUGCUGGGAGACAGAAACAUCCUGCUCAUGGGUGCCCCUGGAGCAGGGAAGACCACAGUGGGCAGGAUAGUGGCCCACAGGCUGGGACUGCCUGUCAUCGACGUCGAUGACGAUGUCUUGGAGAAGUCAUGGAAGAUGCCUGUAGCUGCAAAGCUGGCAGCAGUAGGCGGAGAGCGUUUCCUGGAGGAAGAAGGCGAUGCUUUGUGUAACUUCUCUGCCUCAGGCUGUGUUGUUUCCCUGACAGGCUCCAACCCUCUGCACACUGCAGCGAUGAAACACAUCAAAGAGUCUGGACUGGUCAUCUAUCUGGACGUGGACAGUGAAGACAUCGUACAGAGACUCACCAGGAUGAAAGUGAACAGGAUAGUGGGACAGGAGACUGGGACGUCCAUGAGGGACAUUCUGCAUUACAGGAAACAGUUUUAUGAGAGAUGGCUUGAUCUGCGGGUGCUGUGUGGAACAGGGGACACAGUGGAGGAAGUUGCAGAGAAGGUGCUGAAGGCUAUGGAGAGAUAUCAGAACCACGCUUCGGAAACCUUUGUGUCAACCAGGGGUGACGGCGUGGAAUCGAAAACACUCUUUAGUGAUGUGGUAGUGGAGGGUCUAGCCACAGAUGGAGGCCUCUACGUUCCCAAAAAUGGCUUCCCAAACAUUGAUACUCGUGAAUGGCUGCGACUAGUUCACAUGUCAUACCCAGAACGAGCAUUAAUUUUACUUGAAAAGUGCAUACACCCAUUGGAUGUCCCUGCUUCGGAUCUAAGAACAAUGAUAUUUAAGGCAUAUGGGUCAAACUUUUCUAGUGAGGCAGUAGCACCUGUAAAACAUCUCAUCCACAAUCAGUAUAUCCAGGAGCUUUUUCAUGGCCCCACUGCCUCAUUCAAAGACCUCGCCUUGCAGCUAAUGCCACAGCUCUUCGCCUAUUGCCUCCCACAGAUGUGCAACUACCUUAUUCUGGUAGCCACAUCUGGAGACACAGGAAGUGCAGUGCUCAGUGGCUUCAGCAGGCUCAGUGGCUCUGACACACACAGGACCGGGGUGCUGGUGUUUUUCCCAGAGGAAGGCGUGAGUGAGAUUCAGAAGCUUCAGAUGAUGAGCUUCAUGGAGGGCAACGCCAGGGCCGUCAGCGUCCUGUCAGACUUUGACUUCUGUCAGAGGAGCAUAAAGAGGAUGUUUGGAGAGGGCGGGCUGACGGGUCACCUCGCUGUGGAGUACAACACCGUUCUUAGCACCGCAAACUCCAUCAACUGGGCCCGACUGUUGCCACAGGUGGUGUACCAUUCCUCAGCCUAUCUGGAUCUAUGCAGAGAUGGAGUUAUCAAGUUCGGGGAGCCCAUUGAUGUUUGCAUCCCCUCUGGUAACUUUGGCAACGCCAUGUCUGCUGUCUACGCUAAGCAGAUGGGCAUCCCGAUAAGAAGAAUCAUCUGUGCGUCCAACCACAACCGCAUCAUCACCGACUUUAUCACCACAGGCGAGUAUGAUCUCCGGGCACGGCCUCUGGCGCUAUCCCACUCCCCUGCCAUAGAUAUCCUGAAAUCCUCCAACCUCGAGAGGUUUAUCUUCCACGUUUCGGACGGAGACAGCCAUCUUGUCAAGGAGCUGUUCACACGCCUAGACAGACAGCAGCACUUUCAAGUUCCCGAGCCUCUUCUUGGCAGGAUUCAGCAGGAAGUGCUGGCUGGCUGGUGCUCUGAAGAAGACUGCUUGGCCGCCAUCCAGAGUGUUCACACACACACAGGCUACCUCAUGGACACACACACCGCCGUGGCUAAAGUCGUCGCUGAUAGGCUGCAGGACGCUUCAUGCCCCAUGGUGCUUUGUUCCACCGCUCACCAUGGGAAAUUUGCUCCCGCUGUGUUCAAAGCAUUACAAAUCCAAAAUAUUCCGGAGGAUCCUAUUGAGCAGCUGAAGAAGCUUGGGUCCACUGCAUCCAGACCUGGAAUACACAGAGACAUGAUGAAGUGCCUGGAGGGAGGCAGCAGGAAGGAACACACUGUGUGUCAGGCAGAGUAUGGGGCGUUAGUUGAAGAAGUGGAUAACAUGAUACAGAGCUCCUUUUUAAAAGUUAUGUAGUAUUAUUUUUAGCAUUUGUUAAUGUCCACCUUAAAGGGGACCUAUUAUGCUUUUUUGAGUUUAUCUCCCACAUCCCCUCCCUGCCUGAAACCCCUCCAUUGGAAUCCUUUGUUCAGUUAUGUACAGUAUCAUAUACCUCAUUCACACCAACGCAACUCCGGUUCAAGCUCCGUGCUAGAGCUUUUCAGGUUCAGAACCGGUUCUUCGGUUUAGCUCCGGCUCUUUUCACACUGCCCAGAG
This is a messenger RNA of Gymnodraco acuticeps, 2565 nucleotides long. Its product is annotated as threonine synthase-like 1. NCBI's taxonomy places the organism in Eukaryota, Metazoa, Chordata, Actinopteri, Perciformes, Bathydraconidae. Gene Ontology annotation, cellular component: cytoplasm. Bases 169 to 2325 code for a protein of 718 amino acids. The transcript has 3 exons. Gene Ontology annotation, molecular function: pyridoxal phosphate binding. The record is from RefSeq and is a predicted model, not a curated record. Gene Ontology annotation, biological process: amino acid metabolic process.